Molecule: messenger RNA, 2505 nt
Organism: Fusarium odoratissimum NRRL 54006
Lineage: Eukaryota; Fungi; Ascomycota; Sordariomycetes; Hypocreales; Nectriaceae
Product: alpha-glucuronidase
Exons: 1
Coding region: 1-2505 (834 amino acids)
Biological process (GO): xylan catabolic process
Cellular component (GO): extracellular region
Molecular function (GO): alpha-glucuronidase activity
Source: RefSeq, a predicted model, not a curated record
AUGCUUCCUCCAGAAAGCGGAAUCGAUGCAUGGCUUCGCUAUGCCCCUCUAUCCGAGACAUUGCGCAGCCUUCAUAAGCCAGUUUCCAGCAUCAUUGCUCUGAGCACCAACCUAAAAUGUCCAGUUUCUGUCGCUGGAGAGGAGCUCCGACGUGGCCUCGAGCGCAUACUGGGACAAAUCGUACAGGUCGACUCUGACCUUCGCGCUGACACCAAAGGUUCAAUUGUAGUCGGCACCUUGCCAGCUCUGAAGGCGAACGGAGGCGAAGAUCUCGUUCAGUCAGUACCUGUACUCGAUGAAGAUGGAUUUUGGCUUGACACAAAUGUUGAUGGAAACAAUAACAUUCACAUCGUCGGCCAAAAUGAGCGAGGAGCCCUUUAUGGAGCAUUCGAAUACCUCUCUCUCCUUGCACAGGGCAAACUGGCCAAGACCAAUGUCCAACAGGCAUACCAUCCCGGAGCUGCUAUCAGAUACGUCAACGAAUGGGACAACCUCGACGGCAGCAUAGAAAGAGGUUACGGCGGCAAGUCCAUCUUCUUCCGCGACGGCGAGGUCUUGACGGACCUAUGUCGUGUCCGCCAAUAUGCUCGCUUAUUAGCCUCAGUCCGCAUCAAUGGCUGCAUUGUGAACAAUGUCAAUUCGAGCCACAAUCUUCUCAACGACACAAACCUCGAUGGUCUCGGUCGAGUCGCCGAUGUCAUGCGUCCUUAUGGAAUUCGCAUUGGCGUUUCAUUGUUCUUCGACACUCCCCGAGGCCUCGCCGGUCUGCCAACAUCAGAUCCUCUAGAUCCUGAUGUCAUCAAGUUCUGGGAGGAUAUCACGGCCAAGCUGUACAAGCGUGUCCCGGAUAUGCUUGGAUACACCAUCAAGGCCAACUCAGAAGGUCAGCCGGGGCCUCUGACAUAUGGUCGCACACUUGCACAAGGAGCCAACAUGUUCGCUCGUGCACUGAAGCCUCAUGGUGACGGUGUCGUCAUGUAUCGCGCUUUUGUCUACAACCACCACCUGGACGAAUCCGAUCUCAAGAACGACCGAGCCAAUGCCGCGGUAGAGUAUUUCGCUCACCUUGAUGGCGAGUUCGAAGAUAACGUCAUCAUCCAGAUCAAAUUUGGCCCAAUAGACUUUCAGGUUCGUGAGCCUCCCUCUACUCUAUUCGCCCAUCUCCGGAAGACGCCAAUGAUCUGUGAGUUCAUGGUGUGUCAGGAGUAUCUGGGUCAGCAGUCGCAUUACGUGUACAUGGCCCCAGAAUGGGAGACUAUUCUCGGCUUCGACAUGCGCAUCGACGACAAGCCUUCUCUUGUAAGAGAUAUCGCCUCUGGCAAGGUCCAUGGUAUAAAAAAGGGCGGUUAUGCUGCAGUCACCAACAUCGGGGAUGACCUUACAUGGCUGGGACACCAUCUAUCUAUGUCAAACCUCUAUGCAUACGGUCGAUUGUGCUGGGACGCAGCUGCUCCAGCGCAGGAUAUCCUGCUCGAUUGGAUUCGCCUGACAUUCACUGCAGAGAACCAGAAGGUGAUAGACACCAUCUGCGAGAUCGGAAUGGAGUCCUGGCCUACAUAUGAAGCCUACAGUGGUAAUCUCGGGAUCCAAACCCUGUGUGACAUCCUCUACAACCAUUACGGCCCCAGCCCAGGUUCACAAGAUGGAAACGGCUGGGGCCAAUGGACUCGCGCCGAUAGCAAGGCCCUCGGCAUGGACCGCACCGCUGCCACUGGCACGGGCUAUGCAGCUCAAUAUCCACCUCAGGUCGCUGCUCAGUUUGAGAGGAUCGAGACAACGCCAGAUGACCUUCUUUUAUGGUUUCAUCACGUUCCUUAUACGCACAAGCUCAAGUCUGGUAAAACCGUAAUCCAACACAUAUACGAUGCCCACUACGAAGGGUCAGCAAAUGCUCAGACAUUUGUGACAAGGUGGGCAUCCCUGAAGGGCCUCAUUGACGAUGCGCGCUUUGAGCACGUCGCUUUCAAGCUUGCGUAUCAAGCAGGUCAUUCACUCGUCUGGCGUGACUCGGUGAACAACUUCUAUCUGGCCAAGUGUGGCAUCCCAGAUGAGAAGAAUCGUGUCGGAAACUAUCUAUGGCGUAUAGAAGCCGAAAGCAUGCAGCUGAGUGGUUAUACCAUCGUUGACGUUACGCCUCCUGAAGCAGCGUCUCUUGGACGUGCCAUCGUGGCAUCAUCGUUGGAAAAGGCCGUUGCAACCACGAUACUAACGUUCCCCUCGGGGAAGCGUGACAUUGCUGUUAACUACUUUGAUCACACUGGUGGGCAUGCACGCUACGAGCUUCUCCUAGAUGGAAAGAUGGUCAGAGAGUGGAAAAGCGAUCUUGACACGCGGCUUGGCCAUGACUUCUCGGAGUAUCUAGACGGACACUCGGCCACGAGAGUUUACUUGCGUGGUGUUGAUGUUUGGGAGGGCGCCAAGCUAACAGUUAUCGGUUACCCAGACGGAAAGGACAUGGCAUCACUAGAUUACAUCUCGGUUUUGCCUGAGGGAGUGGUGGAUUAA